This is a messenger RNA of Epinephelus fuscoguttatus (brown-marbled grouper), 5282 nucleotides long. RefSeq names its product neuronal acetylcholine receptor subunit alpha-9-like. Lineage: Eukaryota; Metazoa; Chordata; Actinopteri; Perciformes; Serranidae. The record is from RefSeq and is a predicted model, not a curated record. Gene Ontology annotation, biological process: regulation of membrane potential; nervous system process; chemical synaptic transmission. The transcript has 6 exons. Gene Ontology annotation, molecular function: acetylcholine-gated monoatomic cation-selective channel activity; transmembrane signaling receptor activity. Gene Ontology annotation, cellular component: neuron projection; synapse; postsynaptic membrane. Bases 161 to 1813 code for a protein of 550 amino acids.
ACUACAGCAAACACACACUGACCUCCCUCCCUCUGUCAGAGUGUGUCUGAUCCUCUCUGCUCGCAGUCGGACGCUGGCUGUGGCUGAUCUGUGUGUGAUCACAGUUCUUUAAUGGGAUUGUCAAUCAGCUAUCGGAUCAAUAACAGCUUUGGGAGCGGUGAUGAAGCUUCUCUGCAGCGGCUCCAUGGUCUUCCUCCUGCUUCUCCUCUGUCUUCCAGUUUGCUUGGCGGCUCAUGGUCGUUUCGCUCAGAAGCUGCUGAAUGACUUGUUCUCCAACUACACCAAUGCUUUGCGUCCGGUGGAGGACACUGACCACAUCAUCAACGUCACACUGCAGAUCACUCUGUCCCAGAUCAUCGACAUGGAUGAGCGGAACCAGAUCCUGACGACCUACCUGUGGGUCCGCCAGGUGUGGAUGGAUGCCUACCUCACCUGGAAGAAGGAGGACUAUGACGGCCUCGACACCAUCCGCAUACCCAGCAGCUACGUAUGGAGACCUGACAUUGUCCUGUAUAACAGUGCAGACGACGAGUUCUCCAGCUCCAUGGAGACCAAUGUAGUUCUCCGUAACGACGGCCAGGUCAUGUGGGACCAGCCUGCCAUCACCAAAAGCUCCUGCUCCGUGGACGUGGCCUUCUUCCCCUUUGAUUUGCAGCAGUGUCACCUGACCUUCGGAUCCUGGACUCACAACGGCAACCAGAUGGAUUUGUUCAACGCCUUGGACAGCGCUGACUUGGCCGACUUUGUCCCCAACGUGGAGUGGGAGGUUCUGGGCAUGCCAGCCAAAAAGAAUGUCAUCCUGUAUGGUUGCUGUUCAGAUCCAUACCCGGACAUCACCUUCAGCCUCCACCUGAAGAGACGUGCCUCCUUCUACAUCUUCAACCUCCUCAUCCCCUGCAUGAUGAUCUCAUUUCUGGCUCCGCUGGGCUUCUACCUGCCGGCUGACUCUGGUGAAAAGGUUUCUCUGGGUGUCACGGUUUUGCUGGCCCUCACCGUGUUUCAGCUGCUGGUGGCGGAGAGCAUGCCGCCCUCUGAGAGCGUCCCGUUGAUAGGAAAGUACUACAUCGCUACCAUGACGAUGGUCACCGCAUCAACAGCGCUCACUAUCUUCAUCAUGAACAUCCACCACUGCGGUCCCGAGGCCCGUCCCGUCCCACAAUGGGCCGAGCGCUUCAUCCUCAACUACCUCGCCCGCAUCUGUUUCGUCUACGAAGUUGGCGAGAACUGCCUUGGCGGGACUUCGUCCAGGAAACAGCCUCUGUCGCAGGACGUGUCUGAAGCCCCGUCAGCCAAUGGCAGCAACACCAAAGGAACAAACUGGGACGUGAACGGGCAGGUGUGGGGAGGGAGGGCGGAGGAGGAUGGAGCUGGAGCGGGGGACUCUCUGAAGCUGGGGCGGGAUUUGACCAGCCAGACGGACUGGAAAGAGGAUUUGUUCGUGACCAUCGACCACUCAGAGGAAGAAGGAGCUGCUGGAGGAUGUGAGGGGGAGCGGGGAGAUUCGACCAGUGGAGGAGGAGGAGGAGGAGGAAGAGAGCAUGUUGAGGAGAAGAAAGGUGUGGGAGGUGAAGGGGGAGGCAGAGCCGGGGUGAACAGGAGGGAGAUCGUGGUGAAAACCUUGUGUGUGUGCCAGCAUCAGGGACUGCGCAGGAACGUUGAGUACAUUGCCAACUCGUACCAGGACCAGCGAGCCGCACAGCUGCGCAUUGGGGAGUGGAGGAAGGUCGCCAAGGUCAUGGAUCGCUUCUUCAUGUGGCUCUUCUUCAUCAUGGUCUUCUUCAUGAGCAUCCUCAUCCUGGGAAAAGCCAUCUGAUGGAGCUCGAGCUUCGAUGACGACGGCGAGUUGGUACACCGAUAAAAUCAAUUGUUCCAUUAAAUCUAAAAUCACUCAUCAAUGAUGGUUUGAUUCGUAAAGUGACGAAUUUCAGACGGUUUAAAGGUUCAUUUUUGUGUACAACAUGUCAACCUGCCAAAUUUAUAAUCCAUCUGGGAUCUUUGCAAAUAUUGAUUUCCAUCAGGAAAUGUAGACUGAAGGAGACUCGCUCGAACACGACAGAUCAUUUCAAGAGCUACGACAGCGUCUAAUUAACAGUUUAAUUAAAUAAUAUGAUCUUCAGCUCAAUAAGAACACACACGGAUUAUUGUGAGUCAACCCAGAUCUGACGCACAUCAGAUCUCUCGAUAAACAGUUAUUUUGUCAUCUUUGCCCCCAAAAUCAGCACAUCCAGGCUCCUGUACUGCGACCUCGUCACAUGUCCACGUUUGGUCAUGGACUUUCCACGUCCACAUAUGGCGUCCAAGGUACCCUGGAUGUGUUGGUUGUUGACGUUCUGGGACGCCGUGUCAACUUCAGCCUGUUACAUGCAUUGUCUGUUUUCAAAAUACACUUCAGUUUUCACAGGAAAUGUACAGUUUGAUACAGUCUCUUUCAAAAUAAAAACACUACGUCGGCACAACACCGCCAAUUGACUUUUUUUUUUUUCCUUCAACACACACGUGGUUGGGUUUAGGAAAAAAGAACAGGGUUUGGCUUUACAAUCUUACAGGAAGUGAUCACCGCUCUCGCAGGUGAAAGUCAGUGAUUGUUGGACCCACCACCCCUCCCGCCUGCCCCACCUGGACUUCACCGCCUUAACUUUCGUACAUGUCCCACUGAGUUCUCCUCCUGAUGGCGCCAGGAGGCGUUAAACAAUAACGCCAACCAGCCACAUAUCAUGCCAUUAAAGGCACACGGGCGGCACAUGACCGACCUUCAAUGUUGGAAUGAUGUCAGUCAUUGUUUCAACAUUUAAACAACAUUUAAUUCUGAUGGUUGUAAAAAGGUUUCUGAAAUUCUCAUAAAUCAACACUGACAUUUCACAAAGAUCUGUUUCAAUGUUGAAAGAACUUUUUAAACAAUGUUUAAAGUUUAUGAAACAAUAUUUCAAAAUCAACAUUGAUUCAUCCGUCAAAAUCCAAACAUAAUUCAACAGUGAUUCGACCGCGGCGUGUGACGUUGAUUCAACAGUGAAUGAACAUUAGAACAAACAUGAACUGAUUGGCCAUGAUCGAGGUGAAAUAUCUGUAAAGUCACCAGGCGGAGCUGUUUCUGCUCACGUGAGUGGAAUUAUUGAUUAUUACAAACCAAAGUGUUUUGUUUGUAGUGUUUUUAUAGUGAAAUGGAUCCGUCAGAUUCAGAGAGAAAAGGAGACAAAAUAAACUAAAGAGACUUUUGAGAGUUUGAUGAGUCCGUCACAGAAAAGGAAAUAUUAAAUAAUUUGAAAGUAAUAUUGGAAAUAAAAAACGAGUCUCCUCAGGCAUUAUUAUUAAAGUUCCUAGUAUGUUGUCAUUUCGUUAUUAAAAGCCCGUCCUCUCUUUUGUUGCUGACAGCGUACAUGAAAAUGACCUUGGAACGAGUCAGCAGCUUCAGACACUCACCAAACAGAUUUCUUUAAAGAAAACAGCUUGAAUUUGUGAGACUGAUGUUUUCUGAAGAAAAACUUCUAUAUUAAAGCAGCUUGACUCAUAAUUUAUGAUUCAUGACGUUUCUCACCUGUUUGAAGGAAAACUCGAUUUUAAAGAUGAAAAUCAACAUUAAAUGUUUUUAAGAGACGAAGACGAUGUUAAAGGAGGCGGCAGGCUUCAUCUGUCUGUGAUGAUCAAACAUGAAUAACGAUAUGUGUUUACAUGAUGACUGACCACUGUUUGUCUUACAGCUGAACACACACACGCGCGCACACACACACACACACACACUUUUUUAUACAAAUAUUUUUGAGUGUUUUGAGCAUGCACGCAGGAUUGUCUUUAAAUCAUCCGUCACAUUCAGUUCGACCACAUCUGGGACUGUAACUGACCACUGUAAAACUUCUAUUAGCAGCCCAGGCUAUUAUUUGCUUAAAUGACUUGUAUAAAGCUUCAGAUAAUAUAUUACAUAAUCACACGGACACAUAAUCUGAGGUAGCCGACAACCUGCUUUUAUACAUCCAAAGAACUUCUAUAAAGACGAACUGCUUGGCACCAGACCAGGCCUCUAUUGGAGACAGGCCUUUAUUUGUCACAAUGUGCAGCCACACCAGGCCUGUAAAAGUGACUGGGCCUUUAAGAUGUGAAUUCUGCUUUUUUCAUUGAUCAUUUUAACAGAACAUUCAGUCAAAUAGAGAAAUACUAACGAAGUCUGGAAGAGAAAUUAGAGCUGGACUCAAAUCCAAAACUCCGGCUCACGGUCGGUCCUCCGACUCCAGCCGAGUGUGUCGUCACAAUCGUCUGGACACCUGGGGAAUGCUCUGUUAAAACUAAUCCUGUCCUCUAAUAAAAAAAUGAAACACUGUAAUUUAAAAAGGUCGUCGUCCCAGUUCAGUGAUGAAUUAACGACAAUCCUGCAGUUUAUCUGUCACAUCAUCAGUUUAUGAACCACACGAGUUUAAAACAGUUUAACUCACUGCAUGUUCUCAGCACACACUGAAUCUGUAACUGUCAUGAUGCCGAACGAGUCAUAAUCAGAAUGGUGACGAGUUAUUCAACCCUGACGAGUAUCAUCAUCACGUGUCCAGACUUACAAAGUUCAUUUAUUUACUAAAUCAAAUGAGACAAAACUUUUCUGCUGGAAGACUGGACACAACGUGAUCUUCGUCUUCUUCCUCUGUGAUCUUAAGACUUCAAAUCUUAUCAUAUGUUGUCUGUUUAAAAAGAGCAAACAAUGUUAAAAAAAAAAGUUAAAAAUAAUAUUUAUUUUUACAAUGUAAAAUUAAAAUGUCCCAGUCACACAAAGGAGGAUCAGGGUCGUGUUAAAGAGAAAAACAUCUUAGAUUUCCAGAAUAAAGUCGUAAAUAUACAAGAAAAAUGUUUAUUGCAGUCUCCUCCAACACUGUUGACUUUCAGGUCUGUGACCUUUUCUUCUAAAAUUACGAGACUGAUCUUGUAAUGUUUCGACUUUAUUCUCAUAAAAUUAAGAAUUUAUUCUCGUAAUCUAAGACCUUUUUUUUUACUCUAGCGUGGCCUAAUCCUUCUUCGUACAAUCACAACAUGUCUCAGUCACAAUGAUUUGAUCAAUACAAGGGAAAAUAAUCCAAAUGUUUGACUGACGUAAAAGUUCAGCUGAAUGAAACUUUGCAUAUCUGAAUCAUCAUUUUUUGCAGUGUUUGUUGUCGUCACAAUGUGAAAACAAGAAAUGCCAAAAUUUUGACUGUAACCUGUUGUUAUGUAUCUCGUCUGUGGUGUUGGACACUUGUCAGAGACAUAUUUACACACGAGACACUGUUAAUGCCAUAAAUACAUUAAAGAUUUCUUAUGAAAUUAUUCUG